GUAAAUACUGAAGCUGCCAAUACAACUGGAAAAGGAAAAGAUCUCUUUCGAAACUAAACCAGGAAGGAAUAGUGGGAGAAAGAAAUCCUACAAAAAGUAUAGAACUACGACAAAAGUCGCCUAAUCCUCCGGCUCCGGCGGGCACGGGAGGCCAUCGUUUCUGAGGACAAGAGACAACGAUGGUGGUGGUCGGUCGACCCAUCUAUUCAGACCCACCCUCGACUUGGCAAGCGAGGCUGCAGUGUGCGCAGCCGUGUUCGCUUCUCGGGGAAUCCAUUCCCAGGUAACAUCUUCGAAAAUCCUGCUUCUCCUGUGGAUUUCUUCAAUUAUAGGAAAAAUUUUCCAGUUCCUGUGGGCUGUGGUAGUAUUGAGUUCUUCUAUUACUGCACGUGAGUCAGAUUGGACCCUUAUCUUCUUCAAAUGACUUUCCACAGCUAAAUUAAUGCCAACAAGUACCGCUGAAGAACGGUUUAGUCCCCUAUAAUAAAUAUAAUCAUUUUAGUCCCCUAUAAUGUCUUUAUUCCAAUCCCAUAAAUAGUGAAAAGAUCAAAGAAAAUGAAUUUUGAUUUAGAGAAUAUGUACUUUUCUCUUGAGAAUGGUUUCAACAAGGUUGGAGGGAAAAGAGACUCCAAAGUGCUCAUAACAUAUAUUUGUGGCAAAGUUUAUUUGUUCCAUGAUUUAACAAAAGAGUAGUUGGGGCCUUGAGGGCAUUCGACACCUUGGCUCUUUCUUUGAAGAGUUUGUUCAAAUAUAUUUUUCGAGAGACCUUCUUGAAUAUAAGUUGUAGUUAAUUGAUUAUUUGAAAAACAAACAUCGUGGAUGUCAAGAGUUUGAAUCUCACUAUCAUGUGAGAAUUGAUGAGAUGAGGUUAAAGAAGUCAAUUUCACCAUUGAGUCUUUGUCAAAGUCAUGACAGUUCUUCAGCUAGUUCCACAUGCUUCCAUAAUUUACCCAAAUCGAGUUAGAAUAAACCUAAUGAGCUUUUAGAUUCUCCAAUUGCCCCCCCCCCCCCCAAGUGCAGGUGGGAAGAAGAAGAAGAAGUUGGUGAUUUAGGCUGUUAAAAGAAGCUGAAUUUAUAAUUUCUAGUCAAGAAAUCAUCCAUACCAUAACAUUAAUUUUCGCGUCGCAAGAUUACAUAUGAUUAUGAAUUUAAACUACGUCCUCGAAUAUCAAGUUGGUGUGCACCAACUAGGAAAUAAUGCAUACCGCGUGAAUUGACCCUCUAACUCGUACAACGUGUUUGUUAAUAAGGCUCACACAGUCGACAGAAAUUUGACCGUUUGUGUGCUUUUUAUAACUCAAUCUCACGAUCGUCGUACCAAUCAAAUUUUAUCAAAACCAAGAGGGUUGAUUGACUUGAUUCUUAAGUGAUGAUGAGAAUCAAACUCGAGUGAUCAAAAGUGCAACCAAACUUACCAAUCCACCAAUUCCAUACAAAAAAGGUUGCUUUGUUUAUGGCGUAAUGACUCGCAAGUUGACCAUGACUUGUGGGUGAAGCAUGGGCCAUCAGUCGGGCUCCUUGGUAAUGCUGUCAACGACCCGCAGGGUCAGUCAUUAAUGGUCCAACCCGUUGAUGACGGCAGUCAAGUGUGUCCUAGUGCACCUCUAUGGUCUACACCUACACCCCACUCGAGACCAAGACGUAGAACCUUAAACUGGCCUGGUUGGGUUUAACUAGUCAGUAAAUUACCGCGUCAACACUCAACUACCAACUACCUUUGUGCCGCGAAAACUGGGUUUUCUUUUUCUGCAGCUGGAUCUCUUUUGAUCGGAGACAAGCCGACGUCGUAGGAAUAUGAAAGGCACCAAGGUUGCAGUGGUGGGAAGUGGAAUUUCAGGAGCUGUGUGCGCAUCAAGUCUUGCCAGAAAUGGACUCUCUGUGACACUGUUCGAGUCUGCUAGAGGCCCAGGUGGCCGCAUGUCUCAAAGAAGAGAAAAUGUUGAAGACGGGAAGGAGCUAUUGUUUGACCAUGGUGCUCCGUUUUUCACUGCCAACAACACCGAGGUUCUGAGUCUUGUCCAUGAGUGGGAAUCGAAGGGUCUGGCAGCUAUCUGGAAAGAGAAAUUUGGUUCUUUUGAUCGCACGUCGAACAAAUUUGUUGACCUAGAACAGGAGGGAUUAAUAAGUAAGAGAUAUGUGGGUAUCCCAGGGAUGAAUUCUGUGUGCAGAGCAUUAUGCCAUGAGCCUGGUGUUGAAAGUAAGUUUGGGACAAGUGUUGGAAGAUUGGAGUGGCUAGAGGAUCAAAAUUUGUGGUCAUUGAUUGGUUUGGAUGGACAAAAUCUUGGUCAGUUUAAGGGAGUGGUUGCAACAGACAAAAACAUAGUUUCACCCAGGUUUACAAGUGUUACAGGAAAACCACUACCUCUUGAUUUGAAAUUAUUUCCAGAGUUAGCAGUUAAGUUGAAUGACAUUCCUGUUCGUCCGUGCUUUGCUCUAAUGAUAGCCUUUGCAGAACCUCUGACAUCGAUACCCUUUAAAGGCUUCUCAAUAAAAAAUUCUGAAGUUUUAAGCUGGGCUCAUUGUGACAGCAGCAAGCCUGGCCGUUCUACCUCUAGUGAGCGAUGGGUUCUGCAUUCUACAAUGGAGUAUGCUCAGAGAAUAAUUGCUCAAACUGGACUUCAGAAGCUUUCAGAUGCAACAUUGACCAAAGUGGCUGAAGAACUAUUCCAAGAAUUACAAAGCCUGGGACUUAAUAUUUCACAGCCCUUUUUCAAGAAAGCUCAUAGAUGGGGAAGUGCUUUUCCAGCUACAAGCAUAGCCAGAGAGGAGAAAUGUCUUUGGGAUGGGAACAAGAGGUUUGCCAUCUGCGGUGAUUUCUGUGUUAGUCCAGAUGUUGAAGGUGCUAUAGUUAGUGGCCUGGCCGCAGCUUCCAAACUUUCAGAGCUCUUCAGCUGCUUAUGAUAAUCGGUGUUUAUGACUAAUGAGUUUAACAAGUAAUUUGCUUUUGUUUCCUCUGGAUUUGGUAUUCAUUGCGGAAAUUUGUAACAUGAUCCGACUUUACCAGAAAAUAAUAUCAAUGUUGUAAGCAAAUUGCUAUCCGACUAGAUUCUAUGAAUUUGGUAUUCAAUAAAGUUGUGAACUAUAAAAGAACAGAAUGUUAAUUCUCAAA
This is a messenger RNA of Rosa rugosa (rugosa rose), 3109 nucleotides long. RefSeq lists its product as uncharacterized. The record is from RefSeq and is a predicted model, not a curated record. The coding region runs from base 1795 to 2901 and encodes 368 amino acids. The transcript is spliced from 9 exons. Lineage: Eukaryota; Viridiplantae; Streptophyta; Magnoliopsida; Rosales; Rosaceae.